GGGGAAGGCGCUCGCUCCGUGGGUCUCGCUCCGCGCUGCUCGCUUUACCCCGGCUCCCUUGGGUGCCCUCUCCCCGGCCGCCCGGCGGGCCGGAGUGCGUGCGAGGGACGGGGAGGGCGGCGGGGGGGUGGGGGGAGGCGCCCGGCCUCCGGGCAGAGCCGCCGACCGAGGGAGGCGCCGCCGGGUGAGAGGGCUCCGAGAAGCCAUGGACGUCGAGAGGCUGCAGGAGGCGCUGAAAGAUUUUGAGAAGAGAGGGAAAAAGGAAGUUUGUCCUGUCCUGGAUCAGUUUCUUUGUCAUGUAGCCAAGACUGGAGAAACCAUGAUUCAGUGGUCCCAGUUUAAAGGCUAUUUCAUUUUUAAACUGGAGAAAGUGAUGGAUGAUUUUAGAACUUCAGCACCAGAGCCACGAGGGCCUCCCAAUCCUAAUGUUGAAUAUAUUCCCUUUGAUGAAAUGAAAGAAAGAAUACUGAAGAUCGUCACUGGAUUUAAUGGCAUCCCUUUUACUAUUCAACGACUCUGUGAAUUGCUAACAGAUCCGAGGAGAAACUAUACAGGAACAGACAAAUUUCUCAGAGGAGUAGAAAAGAAUGUGAUGGUUGUUAGCUGCGUUUGUCCUUCUUCAGAGAAAAAUAGUUCCAACAGUUUAAAUCGAAUGAAUGGAGUGAUGUUUCCUGGAAAUUCACCAAACUAUACUGACAGGUCUAAUAUAAAUGGGCCAGGAACACCCAGGCCACUUAAUCGACCAAAGGUUUCCUUGUCAGCCCCCUUGACAACAAAUGGUUUGCCUGAGAGCCCAGACAGCAAAGAGUCAAGUCUACAGCAAAAUGAAGAGAAAAAUCACAGUGAUUCUCCAACACCUGAUGCGGAGGCGUCCUCGUUGAGCCCCGUAAAAAAUAAACAUACAGAUGAGGAUGCUGUGGAAGCCGAGGGACAUGAGGUAAAAAGACUCAGGUUUGACAAAGAAGAUGACGUCAGAGAGCUGGCCAGUCAGACGGUCUCUCAGGAGAGUUCUUCAGCGGCAGAAGAAACCGAAGUUUCAUCACCUCAGGGAAAGGACAAAGAAAGUAGUUGCACCAGACAGCACUGUACGGAUGAUGAUGAAGAGGACGAUGAAGAGGAGGAAGAAGAGUCUUUUAUGACGUCAAGAGAAAUGAUCCCAGAAAGGAACAAUCAAGAAAAAGAAACUGAGGAUGCCUUAACUGUGAAUGAAGAGACUUCUGAGGAAAGUAACCAGAUGGAGGAAUCUGACCUGCCCCAAGCUGAGGAAGAUUCACAUUUGGGAGCUAGUGAGAAUCCAGGCACUGUAAGUAGAGGCUCUGACUGCCAUGAGACAGAAGAGCUAGGAGAAUGCGAUUCAAGCCCAGCUGGAGAGAGCCUUACUGAGCCAUGUAUGGAAAAUGAUGAAGCCACGGACGUCACAGAUGAGCCGAUGGAACAAGACUAACCUUAGAGACGUGUAGAUGCAGUAUUUACAGACAGUUCUGGUUUUACACUGUAUAAAACUUUUAAGUAAUAAAGUGGACCUUUAGUUUUACAAGAGAAGCAGGUUGUAAAAUACAAGUACCUUAAGAGUUAAUCCUGAGUUGUACAUGUAAGAACUGUGAAUAUCAGCUCCUCUGGGUCCUGCUUCACUGACUUGUUUCUGUUUGGUUUGUUUGUAUUUUUGUUUUUCUUGGUCUGCUCAAAUCAGUGGUUUGUGUAUAGAUUUUUGUUUUUCAAAUUUAGAAUUAAAGUUUUUAAACUGGAAGGUAAUUAUAAUUUUGAAGAUCACAUUUGGUUUAUACACAUGCAAGGGAGCGUUGUGUCUUUGACAGCUGUAGCGGGUUUCAUAUUUUGGUCAUAGUUUCCACAUUUUAACAUUUGAAUUAUAGGGUUUCAUUUGGUUUCCAGAUUUUAUUGUUUGACUAUGUACAAUGGAACUUUAAGUCAUAUAUACAUAUAUAAAUAUAUAUAUAUAUAUUAUUCUAAGGGGGGAAAUGUUAUAUUUUUCUGUUUCUAUAAGAGAUGAAUACAGUGGAUACUUUUCUAAUGGUGAUGAUUGAGUUCACUUCUUUCAGAAGACAUUUUCUUUAUCUUCUGAGUAAUUAGAAUAAAAUCUGGCCCCUGUGGAACUCUGGAAAUCUCAAGUCUGUUGAAAUACCAGGUUAAACACAUUCCAAGAGAUCUGUGCAAAUUCAAAUUUUUUUGUAUACUUCUAAGGUGCCUGAGAAUAAAAGACUUCAUUAUUUAUGAGAAAAUGUGCUUUAUCUUGGGAAUUGUGUUCAAACAUUAGCUUCCUGUUUUGUAGAAUGAAUGCUUAUGAAGCUGACGUGUGACCAUCUCAAAAGAACCAGGCAGGUUCCUUUAUGUUUUGCUUGCUUUUCCAAACAUUGUGAAUAUUACGCCUUUCUUUCUAAAUUAUUCUAGAGUAUGCAUAUGUCAGUGAUUGGAACACCACUGUACUGGAAGAAUUAAUAUAUUACUUUAGUAAUAUCCCUGAGCUGAGCUGACUGAAGCUUUAGGGGUGCAUAGAAACCACCAUAAUUUGUAUAACAUUUUGAAGUGAAUUGAAUAUUUUUGAACAUGCUUCUUCGACAGCCAGUGUUAUAUUUUUCAGAUCAACACAAAGCACAAUGAUUACUCUAAACUCAAUAUUUUCAAAUUCCCAUAUUUGAAGUCAUGCAAGCUGCAACUUCCCUGUCAAAAUUACUGGCUGCCAAAUUUAUACCUGUUUCUUCAGCUGUACCUUUUGAUAUUUAGAAUUUUUAAAUUUCUGUAAAGUAGAUUUUGUAGAAUGUAAUGUGUUCACUGCCUUUGUGAAGCGGUAUAUAAUUGUAUAAUUUCGUGUGUAAACUGAAUGCUUGGGCUUUCAAUACAGUAUUCAUAUAAAGCAAUAAAUAUUAAUGUUAUGAAAUAUUCGAGUACAUUUUUAUCAACAAAUGAAAGAAUCCCUUUUAGUUUCAGAGAACUGAAGUACACAGGUGAAUUUACGUAAAACACUGCACACCAAUUCUGUGUCACGUGCUUUGGGUGAGGGAACCCAUAAGGUUUCCAUUUUGAAUACUUAAAAAUUACUAUGACUGAAAACACCAAAAUGAUUGAGCUGUUUAUGUUUGUAUAGUAAUAUACUACUGACUGCUUGGCUGUCAGGGCCAUAGCAGCUAGAUGAUAUACUUAGGAAUAUAGCUGAAAAAACUGAAUAUUGAUUUACUGUGCCCAAGAGGAAUAAAAGUCAAACAUCUUAAAAUUAAAAAUUGGCAAAAGUUAAAAUGAAGCAAAUUUUAAAUGUGGCAUCCAUUUGUAGUGAUCUGUUUAUUUGGUUGAGGAAUUUUGCUAAUGAGAGCAUAUUUUAAACUUUAGGUUUAGGAACUUUGAAGUUUUCCUUAGAAUAUUUAUGAGAUUGUUGUCAAACCUGUUCUUUAAGCUCUGGUGACCUUUUGAUAGCUUGUAGUGCCAUGGACCAUUUGUAAACAAAUCAAUUUACUUCUGUUGGUUAUAAGUUGAAUAUUUGGCAUCAUGACUUUGAGGUCUGUGGUUUUAUUUGUAAACUUGCAAUUGCUAUUUUUGCAAGGGCAAAUGUAUUUCUUUAUUAAAUAAAGUACAAUAAUGGUGAAUGUACCAAAACAGCA
Molecule: messenger RNA, 3608 nt
Organism: Jaculus jaculus (lesser Egyptian jerboa)
Lineage: Eukaryota; Metazoa; Chordata; Mammalia; Rodentia; Dipodidae
Gene: Ppp4r2
Product: protein phosphatase 4 regulatory subunit 2
Exons: 9
Coding region: 206-1444 (412 amino acids)
Biological process (GO): protein dephosphorylation
Cellular component (GO): protein phosphatase 4 complex; cytoplasm; nucleus
Molecular function (GO): protein phosphatase regulator activity
Source: RefSeq, a predicted model, not a curated record